This is a messenger RNA of Stylophora pistillata, 3215 nucleotides long. RefSeq lists its product as uncharacterized. The record is from RefSeq and is a predicted model, not a curated record. Lineage: Eukaryota; Metazoa; Cnidaria; Anthozoa; Scleractinia; Pocilloporidae.
AAAACUAUAAUACACCAUAGCUUCGAGACUGAGUUUCAAAUAUUAUUAGUCACUGCAUUAAAACAGCCCUGGCUAGAAUAACAAUUACCCGGAUACCACGCUCGACCCUGGGAACAAAGAACAUACGUCACAAUUUUUCCGUUUAUUAGACAUCCUAGCCGGAAACAACUCCCACUCACUGUCAAAAGCUGUUGGUUCACUCUUCAGAAAGAUUUAAGGAACGACUUCCUCCCAGGUCAUAAGACAACACUUGCAGAGUCGUUACGCUCCUUUCGACUGACUGGUGUUGAAGAAUAUGAGUCUUUUCGCUCUAGAUCCCGAGUUAGAGCAACAGCUAAAUGACAUAGAUGAGUUUAUUAGGGCGCAGUGUGGCGACGAUUUAUCUGCCGGGUUCAACCAAAGCGAGUGGCUCUUGCCUUCACAAACCGGGGAAGCCCCAGCGCAGACAAGUUUCUGGAACGUAAGAGCUGAUCACAGUUUUCUACCUGCUUGUGGCGCCAAGACGAACCUGUCCUCUAAAGGAUAUCAACCAAAAUAUGCAAGACCUGAGGUAGAGGUUCAAAUUAUGAACCUAAUGGACACCUACGAUAAGAAGACGAAAAAAUGCUCUGGAAAAUACGAAUAUGGACUAGGAUCCUCAGAAGUAACUAUUGUAGCCCGUGCUUCCGAUGAAAUUAAGAGAGUUCGAGUUUACGUUCAAAGAUGUCCCGACGCUGCGAUAAGAAUUCACGACACAACAGGUCCCGUCGAGCUGCAAGUUAAUUUUCAGAAACACGAUCAGACACAGACUGUCCUUUCAGUAGAUUUGGGCUCAGUGCACAGAAAUGAAGAGGGAUCCUCUGUGUACCGACUUGAGAAGGCUGAUGUUAUGGAAAGAAACAAGUGGGAGCUUAUCAUAAUGAUGGACUUUCAUGAGGGAUUGGUUACCACCAUUAAAUCAAAACCUUUUAGGAUCACUACAAGAGCAACUCAGAAGGCCAGGACCCUUGAUGAACAGGAUGAAUUGACCAUCGCUGGAAAAGAAGUUCAGAGAUUACCGUCGCAUUGUUGCAAGGUAUCUGACCACAAACUUACAUCCAACCAUUCGCCGAGGAACUUUACCUUUUCCGAAAUUGAAAACGACGGAGUAGCAGAAUCACACGCCACAAACGCCGUUGUCAACAGAGUAGCUUCAAAGCUUCGUCAGGAACUCUCAAAGCUUAAUCUAAAAGAAGAAUUUACCCGUUCAACAUCGACGACGAUAUCAACAAAUCCGCUUGUUCUCGGAAAAGUUGUUCUUCGACCAGAUACGAGGCUUGAUAAGAGAAAAGUAUCAGUACACUACAACCGCGAUGUUCGAGCUCGUUACAUUGUUGAACAACCUGAUCUUCCCAAUCUGUUAAAACUAAUGAGCCACCGUUCGCCGGCUUGCACGAGUGGAGGAAGGAGAAGGGCAAACGGUUUCAAAACUGCCGAAGAAGACUUUUGGUGGGCAUGCGGGCUAUGCUUCUUUGAAAGACGAAAGAAAUCAACUGUCAAGGCCCAUGUGACGCAGAAAGUUUGCCAGAAAACCUCUUUGAGGAAAGAAAUGAGACAGAGAAGAAAGGCAUUGGGCCAUUUGAAAAGAUACGCAAGCUGUGAGUUUAGCAGUGAAGAACACGAGGAGUUUGAGUUCCUAACCUGGAACAGUCCUCUCUCUGUCUAAUGGUGAAGACUGAACAGUUGAUGUAGUUAGCUGAGGCUGCUGCUAUACUUUCAGAAAAUACCACACUUUGCAUUUGCUUGGGAGCACAAUGCAGCAGCCUCUUUGUUGGAUUUCAGAAGGAGGGCAUAAAGAGCAAAAUUAUUUUGCAAGUUUACAGCGUUCAUACGCAAUUUUGGUAUUUCUACACGACACAACUAUCAUGGAGACUAGGUUGCUUGCAGAAUCAGUGCAUGCAGAGUCUUGUACAUGGAAUUCGUGAGAGCUGAUGUACGAGCAAAGCAAACGUGUCUUUAUUUACGUUUACAAGCAAGGAAAACUCACAAAGAAGGACAUAACGAAAAUUUGAAUUCGCAUAAGCAGUAACUAUGUAAAUUGCAUUAGUACCGCUGUUUAAACUUUAAAGGUCUACCUUUUCUUCUCUUUAACUGCACUUUUCAUGGAAAUUUUAAACUCAUGCUAAGAAACAGUGAUAGGGAAAUGAAAUCAAUUUAGUUACAAAAGAUAGGAAAGUCAGCUAGAGAAAAGUCUCACCAACGAAAAUGAGUUUCUCAGGAGAAGCAAUAAUACUAGUACAGAAGACAAUAUCAUAACUCUGGGUGGAUUUAUAAAUACUUCGGAGUAUACAUCAGAUAUUUGCAAAUUCUUGCUCCAGAAUGUUUUAAGUAGUCAAAGAUCAUUUUCUCCACUGACACUCUGAAGAAGGUAUUUAAAGCAAUGAGCCAUGCAGCUAGCUGCAGUAAGAAAUGAACUUCGCGAUCAUUAAAUUUGUCGUUGUUCCUCGCCAAAGACGCAAAAAACUCGUAAGCAAAGCAGAAACGUGAGUGUCAAUGCAAAAUAUAGAGAUACUGAGUUGAUUUCAGACGGAAGUUCCCUCCAAUCACUGUGCUAUGAAUUUUGCUUCUGUAGGAUAUGAAAAGUUGGCCGCCUAGAUUCGUAGACUUCCUCAUUAAGAGAGUGAAUCGGCGGGUGAAAACUUGCUAAAAUACAAAAAAAAUGCAUAUUAACUAUUGAAUUUUUUUUGUAACUAAGAUUACGUCCCAUGGAAAAUUUUCACGGUAGUAAAUUUUUUUAAUAAAAAAUAGCCAUUGAUUUCUUAUGAUUUCUAAUCAUACAACACCCUGUAUCGGAUCACAUUAUGAUAACGUAUUUAAAGAAUUGGUUUUAUAAUGACGACAGAAAUUAUGGGAGAAUGUAAAUAAAUUCCCAGUCUCGAGUUCCGAAGUUUGCCAUGAAAGUGACUAAGUAUUUAACCGUCACCACUUCUUUGUAGCACACUGAGCGGUUGAAAAAGAAAAGUCAGAAUGCAUCUUUUGGCCGUGUUGACCAAACCUCGUCAGCUUGUCCAUUUGAGUUUCCAAGCUAACUUAAUGAGUCUUAUCAAUUGAUUUGCUAUCUUGUUAACUAUAGAAUAGCUUAAUGGGUAGAUAUGGCGAUAAUAAAUGGUAAAGAGACCAAAAUGGAGUGGUUUGUUAUCAUAUGUGGUGUGAAAUACAAAUAGCCAAUUCCCUUAACAUUAAAUCUGCAAAAUAGA